Messenger RNA from Triticum dicoccoides, 2993 nucleotides. RefSeq names its product chaperone protein ClpB1-like. The transcript is spliced from 6 exons. Gene Ontology annotation, cellular component: cytoplasm. Gene Ontology annotation, molecular function: ATP hydrolysis activity; ATP binding. NCBI's taxonomy places the organism in Eukaryota, Viridiplantae, Streptophyta, Magnoliopsida, Poales, Poaceae. Bases 695 to 2776 code for a protein of 693 amino acids. The record is from RefSeq and is a predicted model, not a curated record. Gene Ontology annotation, biological process: cellular response to heat.
AGACUCUAGCGGCCGAGCCUGCAAGUCCGAGGUGAGAGGGCUGUGGCGGCCUGAGACGCGAGCGGUGCCGGCGGAGAAUUGAACAGGUCGAGGGUCCAGGGUGUCGGAGAGGAGAUAGCGCCGGGCUGGGACUCGAGCUGCGACGGCGCGGACCUGACCAGGUCGAGGCGACGAGGCACCCAAGGCGGCGGCGAGCGGCACACUCGGACUCGGGCGGCGCCGGCGCGCACCUGACCGGGUCGAGGCGACGAGGCAUCCAAGGCGGCAGCGAGCGGCACACUCGGACUCGGGCGGCGCCGGCGCGCACCUGACCGGGUCGAGGAGACGAGGCAUCCAAGGCGGCGGCGAGCGGCACACUCGGACUCGGGCGGCGCCGGCGCGCACCUGACCGGGUCGAGGCGACGAGGCAUCCAAGGCGGCGGCGAGCGGCGCCGGUGCGUACCUGACCAGGUCGAGGCGACGAGGGUUCCAGGCGGAAGCGAGCACUGGAGCAACCGCGCGAAGAAAGGUAACAUUUUUUCUCCGCCCCUAAGUUCCAAAUCGAGACGGCUACGGUUUGGGAAUCCGACCGUGUAUAGAAUUCAAAGUCUAAUCCUAGUAGAACACAACAUCUGCGGUACUUGGUUUCUCUAUAUCUUAUAUAUAUAUAGACGAACUAAUCCAACGUUUUGCCCUGUGCGGCACAAUUUUCAACAUGCUAUCGCUUGGCAUCAUGGGAGGGUCUAAGUUGGGGGUCGAGGCCUCGCGACAUUUGACAAGGGUUUGGCGAGAAAUAGAACCUGUGCUCUGGCUUGGAGCAACUGCUGGCUUGUGUUGGGCAGCGUGGAGGUACUACCGAUACCGUGCCUGCCUAUGCAGCUUCGGCCGGAAGAUGGGGGGAUCAUCGGGGGGCGAGGGCGAUCCAGUGAUCGGGCGUGACAAGGAGAUCGACCGGGUCAUAUGCAUUCUCUGCCGCCGGACCAAGAACUGCGCCGCGCUCGUCGGGGAGGCAGGGGUUGGCAAGACGGCCAUCAUCGAGGGCCUCACCCAGCGCAUUGCCAGUGGGAAAGUCCCUGCCAACCUCGCCGGAGCACGUGUGGUGGAGGUCGACCUCGGAGCCAUGCUGGCCGGGACUAGUCUCCGUGGCAUGUUUGAGGAGCGAAUCAACGACGUGAUAAAGAGUGCGGAGGCUGGGGAUGGCAAGGUGAUCCUGUUCAUCGACGAGAUGCACAUGCUUCUUGGUGCUGGCGACGUUGUCGGUGGCACGGACGCCGCCAACCUGCUGAAGCCGGCGCUGGCCCGUGGCCGCAUCCGCUGCGUGGGCGCCACCACUCUCAAAGAGUAUCACAGGUACAUUCAGACGGAUGCCGCACUCGAGCGGCGGUUCCAAAAGGUUCAUGUUAAGGAACCGAGCGUGCAGGCGACCGUCACCAUUCUGCAGGGGCUUAAACAGCGGUACCAAGACCACCAUGUCUUGGAAAUUCAGGAUGCUGCUCUGGUUGCUGCCGCAGAGCUUGCUGGCCGCUAUAUCACUGAUCGCCAGUUUCCUGACAAGGCAAUUGAUCUGAUCGAUGAGGCAUGCGCUGCCACAAGGAUGCUGGUUGACAGAGAAAGUGAAGCAACUGGCACCAGGAUGCAGAGUUACAACAAAAAAGAAGUGACUGCACAAAGUAGAUCCAUAAAAGCAGUGAAGAAAGGAAUUGUUGGUCCGAGUCAGGUCGCACAGGUUGUGAGCCUGUGGACUGGAAUUCCUGUCGCUGCUAUUGAUCGAGAGGAGAAGGAGAAACUACUACACUUAGCAGAAAAAUUGCAUGAGCGAGUUGUUGGCCAGGACGAGGCGGUCAAUUUGGUUGCACAGACGGUCCUACGUUCCAGAGUCGGCCUUGAUCAACCGGGCCAACCAAUAGGUUCUUUCCUCUUUUUGGGCUCGACUGGUGUUGGAAAGACAGAGCUUGCAAAAGCUCUUGCCGAGCAGCUAUUUGACAAUGAAAAUAUGUUGGUUCGCUUUGACAUGUCCGAAUAUGGUACGAAGGGAUCUGUGUUGCGCCUCAUUGGAGCACCUCCAAGCUAUUAUGGUUAUGACGAUGGAGGACAACUGACAGAAAAAGUCAAGAGUCACCCGUACAGUGUCAUCCUGUUUGAUGAGGUGGAGAAGGCGCAUCGCGAGGUGUACAAUGUUUUUCUUCAACUCCUUGAUGAUGGUUUGUUGACCGAUGGCAAAGGCCGAACAGUAGAUUUCAAAAACACCAUCAUCAUUAUGACCUCAAAUCUUGGGUCAAAGCACCUUGCAGCAGGAAUGGUUGGAAAGAACACAAUGCAAGAAACACACAAUCUUGUCAUGAAAGAGGUUCGGAAACGCUUCAAGCCCGAGCUUCUCAACAGGCUGAGUGAGAUUGUGAUAUUUGAGCCGCUUUCACGCGACAAACUGAAGGAGAUUGUGAAAAUCCAGAUGAAGGGCGCUGUUGCCAGAGUAGCCAAGAAGGGCAUCUCUCUACACGCGAGUGAUGCUGCAUUGGACGUUAUCUUGUCAGAGUCAUACGAGCCGAUGUACGGCGCAAGGCCUAUUAAAAGGUGGAUACAGAAGAAUGUGAUGAACACCAUCUGUGAGAUGCUUGUCAAGGGAGAAGCCGGCGAAGGCUCAACAAUCUCCAUUGAUGCCACCGACCACAACAAGGGGCUCAAGUAUGAAGUGGUGAAGAAGGCGGCAGAUCCUUCCGGCAACAUCUUGGUUCCAGCACCAGAGCCUCUUGCUUGCCCUGACGAGGAAAGCGAUGAUUCGGUCAUGGUCACUUCGUAAACAAAGUGUCUUGUGUAGUGAGUAGCGACACCCCUGAAAGCCAAGCUGGAUGAUGAAACUACUAAUGUUAGGAGCGGCCCUGCGUCGUUGUGUCUUUGACCAUUUCGAGCAAAUAGUAGUACUAGUAGAUCCCUGCAUCUGCACCCAAGUGCGUAAACAGUAUAUUCAGAAAAUAUAGCAAGCAAAUUCAAAAAAAGAAAAAACUGAUACUUUGUGA